Balearica regulorum gibbericeps (East African grey crowned-crane) is the source of this 702-nucleotide messenger RNA. Lineage: Eukaryota; Metazoa; Chordata; Aves; Gruiformes; Gruidae. The record is from RefSeq and is a predicted model, not a curated record.
AGCGACAUGUCUGAGCACGAGGUCAACACGGAGCGGGUGGAGGUGGAAUCCCGCGGUGUCAACCACGUGGAGGGCGGCUGGCCCAAAGACAUCAACCCGCAGGAGGUGGAGCAAACCAUCCGCUUCAGGAAGAAAGUGGAGAAAGAUGAAAACUACAUCAACACCAUCACCCACCUCGGCGCCCUGAUGGAGCACUGCGUCAAGCAGAACAACGCCAUCAACAUCUACGAGGAGUACUUCGGAGAGGAGGAGGUGGCAGAGGUGGAAGACGAGCCCCCCUCCGCAAAAACCAUCAAUGUCAUCAGGGAUCCAAACGUAACCAAGAGGACAGCUACGCAUCUCUCCUGGCACCCCAACACAUGCAAGAAACUGGCAGUGGCUUAUUCCAGCCUGGAGUUCCAGCAAAACACGAAAGAGAUGAGCUUUGACUCGUACAUCUGGGAUCUUGAAAACCCCAACAAGCCGGAGCUCGUUCUCAAGCCGUCAUCCCCUCUCGUGAGCCUGGAAUACAACCCCAAAGACUCACACAUCCUGGUGGGAGGAUGCUACAACGGGCAGAUGGCUUACUGGGACACCAGGAAAGGGGGGCUGCCUGUGGAGGUGUCCACCGUGGAGUUCAGCCACAGGGACCCGGUGUACGGAGCCAUCUGGCUGCAGUCCAAAACGGGCACCGAGUGCUUCUCGGCCUCCACCGACGGGCAG